GAAACUUUUGAGGAGUCUUUUGAGGAGCAGCACAGAGGAGGGUCGUGUGAAGUGGGGUGCCCGAGAGUCCUUGAACUCCAGGGCCUCCAUGAAUCUGGGAAGGGAAAACGGGGAUGGCCAAGGCGGCCAGAGGUGGAGGUCCACAGCUCCCGACCUCUCUACUUUGGCGGCCCGGACACGGCACGGAUUCUGUGGCCGAAGCUGAGAACAGCCAGGGUGCCUGGGCCAGAGGGAGGGCCAGGGCCGGAGGAAGGAGUCAGGGGCCGCCGCCGCCCCGCCCGUCGGGCUGUCCGCCCCGCCCACCCCGAGCGAGGCGGAGCCGGCGCCCGGAGGAGCAGGAGGAGGAGGAGAGGUCGGAGCCGUCUCCAGGAGCCCUUAGAGACCGAGUCCCCGGCGGCGGCGGCGGGGGGAGCGCACCGGCAGGCGAGUAGGCACCGAACGGCGGGCGCAGAUUCAUUCUACCACUUCCAACCUGAAAACGGUGGGCCACAGGAAGUCUUUCUGGUUUCAGGUAAAAACAAUACCUGACAAUGUCGAGCAAAACAGCAAGCACCAACAACAUCGCCCAGGCAAGGAGAACUGUGCAGCAGUUGAGAAUGGAAGCCUCCAUUGAGAGAAUAAAGGUCUCAAAGGCAUCGGCGGACCUCAUGUCCUACUGUGAGGAGCACGCCAGGAGCGACCCUUUGCUGAUCGGGAUACCAACCUCAGAAAACCCUUUCAAGGAUAAAAAAACUUGCAUCAUCUUAUAGAGGAACACGGAAACCGUCCCUCGCCUCUUCUCAACAAAGCAAAUUAUGAGCAGCUCCUUGGAAGACAUUUACCUUCAGCUUAUUUGGUAACCACUGCUAAUAACUAAAAUACUCUAACUUGGAACGAUUGACUCUGAUGUCUUUAUUUUCCAAGCUGCCCUUUCUCUAAAACACCUUUUACUCAUUUAAUACAGAAUAACAAUCUUCUUUUCCAUUUGAUAACUAUGGUGUCCUAUUGGGUUACUGCUUCAGAAAAGUUGGUCUGGGCCAUUUAAAAAAAAACAUUAUCUGCUUUUAAAUAUAUGAAUAACCCAGUCAUAUCAAGACUUAAAUUACCUAAGUACCUGUCUAGGUUAAAAUGCCAAGAAUAACUUACUGAAACCUUUAUAUCAUAGUAUGUUUUUAAUAGGGUUGUGCCAACCUGUACAGUGUACAUGGGUGAGGAGUGUUUUGUGUAUAUAUAUAUAUGUCUUUGUAUAUACACAUAUCAAUGCUAUUUCCUUUUUAAAAUUUCUCUCUCCAUGCCAUCACUUCGACUCCAGAAGUUAUACCUUUGUCUUGAGCUGUAUGUAGAUAGAAUAAAAGUUUUUCAUAUAGUUAUUGUACAAAAAGGUAUCCACUGUAAUUGAGUUGUGAAGAAAUGUUGCUGACCUCUUAGGCUAGAAUUAACUAUACCGAUUAAAAUUUAAAAACUGAACUAAAAACCCUCUUAUCAGGUAUUGACAAGGGAACCUAAAAAGGCUCCCAUGAUCCUGAGUCUAGAAGACGGGGGGAGGCCUCUGGGCCAGACUCUGGGGCUCAUGUUCUCUAGAUUGUGGAGAGACACCUCUGAAAUGUCCACCCUAAUGCCUAGAGUGCACGUGAGCCCCACCCAAAGGAGAGCAGGAAUGUGUGAAAACCAGCUGCUUUUCUCAGCCAAACUUUGUAAUUUCACUCUCUCUGCCCUGCCCUUUGUCUUUCCUCUCCCACUAGAACAUCUCUUUCCAGAGGUGGUAUUCACCUCCCCAGCCCCAAGUGGGUGGAACAUGGUGGGAUGGAAAUACAUGAAACACAACAGUAUCAGGCACUUUUCAAAUAUCUCUAGUGCCAGUGUGUUCCCUACCUUGUCCACAAACCACCCGAGGCAGGCUUGGAUUCAGGGAUACAUGACUUGGGCUUCAGGGUUCCAGCAGCAGGUUCCUUGAUUUUCCUCUGGACAUGAGUACAGCCCUCACAUCCUUGGAAUUUCCACUGGGCAUCCCAAGGAAUCUCCUGUGCCCAGAGAGUAUUUUAACUUUAUCAGAGAAAGAGAAAAGGUUCUUAAAAAAAAAAAAAAAAAAAAAAGUGCUCACCUAAGGGCUCAAACCAUUUACAAGCCUUUGAUAUUUUAAUUCAUCUUUAGUUCAUUGAAAAUAACUACUGAUGAAGGAUUAAAAGCUUAUUUUCAAAAAGGAGUCAACCCCAAAAUGGAAUUAUUUCUGAUGGUUUUCCCUAGUUCUGUACAAUCUUGCCCUGCAACACAAGCCCCUUUUAAAACCUAAUGUCUGGUUUUAAGUAUUAAGCAGAUUGUGGGUGAACAAAUGUAGUGCUAUUUUUAAACUGUUCAAAUAUAGUCAGUAUUUCCCCAGUCACCUAUCUGUUCAGUAUUGUGAACUGCCCUCACUUUUCCAAGAUCAUGUGAAAAUCAUGCCACUGGCCUUAUCCUCUUGUCCUCUGCCUCUGGGUUUUGCAAUAUGACCAGUUUCCACAUAAAUUGUAGGCACCUGUUUAGGAGAGAUAAAGGUGAAAUUUGAAAUGUACACGAAAAAGACAACAUUGCAUUUAAUGCUUCACUUAAUGAGACAUUUUCUUUUAAUAAGUAUAUUUUUCUACCGAUAGUUUCAGAACACUAAUCUUAUUUUCACUCUGAUUUUUAACAUGUUUCUUUAAAUAUUUAUAAUACAGCUUGUUAAAUAUUUUUAUGAAAUUUUAUUAUACCUUUUCAUUAUAUGUGCACUUUUUCAGUAGCAAGCAUAGUUCAUUGCUUAGUACUAAGUUAUGUUCUUUUACCUAAUGGAAAACAAAUAUGUUUUGCUCCCUAUUUGUUAAUGUGCUUAUAGUGGUAAGGAAUGGACUUGAGGUCCCUGAAGAUUUCAUUUUUCCUGGUCAGCUAUCAUAAAGGCUAGGAGUAUAAAUAUCAUGUAGCUUCCUAAUGAUGUAUAGGGCAUGUUUAAGAAAAGUGAAAUCACAUCCUUUGAUGAUGGACCCAGUGGGGAAAAAUUGUAGUUAAAUGUUGAUUUACUUAAAACUAGACGUCUAUGUGAGAAAGUACAUGUAUAGGACAUAUAGAAAUCACUUUUAUUUGUCAGGCUUUAUUUUACUUAUGAAACACCAUUUUUAACUGUUCUACAGCAGCUGGUUUAUGAUAAUGGACAAAUGCCCAGUAUGUGUUGUUUUUCCAACUACCACUAUAAAAACAAAUCACAUAUAUACAUGCAACUUUUGGCUUCAUAUCUGUGAAGCUAUUUAAAUGUGUUCAUUAUACUUUUGCCUUUAAUGCUGUUUCUGUUAACGGUGACUUUUUUUCAUUCUUAUAUGUUCAUUAGUGCAUAAAUCUGUCCCAAUUGAGGCCUCAGGACCACGGCAAGAUAUGCUAGAUAAAAUUUCAGGACUCCAAAGUAUUUUACAGAAACACAUUAUUCCAGUUUGUUCACCAAGUAUAGGUUGUAGCUAUUUUUUCUUCUACAGAGAAUCAGGUUUUUACAUUUCCUUACCUUAUGAAAAUGAAAGUGCCAUAAUUAUCUUUUAAAGGAAGGACCUGCCUUCUUUCCAUACUGUUUUUGUACUUUACUAAUCUUUAACUAUCAAAGAAAUUAUACCAGUGACUUAGUAAUUUUGAGGCAUAGGUUACUUUAGGUAGUAGAGGAUGCACCAAACUUUUUCUUCAGAUGCCUUCUUCUCAGCUAAUUUACAACUAAGUGUCAUCUGAUUACUCCAACUAUUGAUUGAAGAUCUGUAGAAGCCCAAGAAAUGAACUAUAGUACAUGUCUGUCCUUCUCCAUAAAAUAUAAUACUGGAGUGGGUUAUGAAUUGUAUUGAUUUCUUUUAUGAUCUAUUAACAGGAACAAAAUACGUGAAUCAAAUAGAAUUAAGUGUAAAUUAAAAUAGAGCACUUACCUAAAAUUGGGUGGCCUGGAUCAUAGCCUUGGAUCCUUUUUUAGCCAAUGUGGUGCCCCUGUGUCGUGUGACUCUGAACAAGGCACUUCAUCUCGCUGGGCCUCCGUUUUGCCAUCUGUAAAACAAGGGGCUUGAAGUAGAUGAUGGUGGCGAUCCCCCUGCCCCUGCACCUCCACUCUCCGAAGCCUCGGUCCAAUGGCCUACCCCGCUACAGGUCCUGCCAAUGUGUUGGUGCUAUAAGCUGCUUCAAAUAUAAAAUGGUUCGUCUAUCAUAUAUGCUCACUUAAUAGCUUAUGAAAGGCCUUUUUGUUAUAAAGCUUUUUCUGGUUUUAUGGACUUGAUUACUGUAAUGUUUUGUUUUUAGCCGUGUAACUCUAAACAUCAUUCACUUGUCCCAGUAAUCUGGGAUGGGAUUUUGUCAUUUUAUGGCAUUCUUUGGCUACUCAUCUGUCCAGCAUCUUAUUAACCUAAGCACUGUGAUCAUUGUUUGGAAAUCUGUCCUAUGGAAAGAAUAGAAACAUUUCCUUCACAUGUACUUCACAGAUUCAAAAGAAGUUUCAUUAAAACAUCCUUCUCUUUACUGGAUCCGUGCCUCACUGUAUCAUCCUACUCGUGUUUUGCCCAAUAAAUUAAUAGAAGACCA
Messenger RNA from Neofelis nebulosa (Clouded leopard), 4527 nucleotides. RefSeq names its product G protein subunit gamma 12 (gene GNG12). The transcript is spliced from 4 exons. Gene Ontology annotation, cellular component: heterotrimeric G-protein complex. The record is from RefSeq and is a predicted model, not a curated record. The coding region runs from base 531 to 749 and encodes 72 amino acids. NCBI's taxonomy places the organism in Eukaryota, Metazoa, Chordata, Mammalia, Carnivora, Felidae. Gene Ontology annotation, molecular function: G-protein beta-subunit binding. Gene Ontology annotation, biological process: G protein-coupled receptor signaling pathway.